This is a messenger RNA of Perca flavescens (yellow perch), 4733 nucleotides long. It is a transcript of the gene xxylt1, whose product is annotated as xyloside xylosyltransferase 1. Bases 660 to 1877 code for a protein of 405 amino acids. The record is from RefSeq and is a predicted model, not a curated record. Gene Ontology annotation, molecular function: xylosyl alpha-1,3-xylosyltransferase activity. Gene Ontology annotation, cellular component: endoplasmic reticulum membrane. The transcript has 5 exons. Gene Ontology annotation, biological process: protein O-linked glycosylation via N-acetylgalactosamine. Lineage: Eukaryota; Metazoa; Chordata; Actinopteri; Perciformes; Percidae.
GGCAGCAUGGCUCGGAAAAAGCUGAAGCCAAAGUGGGUGUGGCUAAAGUUGUGUCAUAGCAUGUAGUUGCUAGGCUGCUAGCUAACGUUAGUGAUUUCUCCAAAUAGUCGUUUUACUUCUCGAAAUCACAAAGCCAUGCAAAUUCCGUAAUACUUUAAGAACGACAAAUGUAUGGAACGAUACAUCAGCAAUUUUAAACAAUCAAACAGUGCUUGGCUUUAUGCUUGGGUUAAACAAACAGCGUCGGAGGGCAACUGUAUCAGGCGCAAAGACGUCGCUUGCUAAUAACUAGCAUUCUCGCUAUCACUUGGCAUGUCAACAGUUUGCUGCAGGUAUUUGGAUUAUCUGGCAUUCCGUGAACGUUAACGGUGUCGUUAUAUUUCAGUGUAACGUUAGAAAAUGUAACACUGCUUCAUAAACGUGAGGAUGCUGUAACAGGUCGAACAAGCUGUCAACAUGGAACUGCAGAGAUCAACGACAUGAGGCACUUCUGUCCUUUUCCUGUAAAGACACCCCAUUUACCCCUUUUACCUAGUCGAGGAGACCUUCAAAAACGCUUCAAAAAAGGAAAAUGUCGGCAACUUACCAAAAAGAAUAAUGAACCAGAGGGACACAAAAUGCUGAAUGUAUUCCCAUUCUCAUGACCCCAAGAGGGAGAUAUGGGCAUCCUAAGACUGGUAGCCAGAAUCAUGGGUAGGAUCAGUACUUUCAGGUCCUAUCAGUUUGUGCUUCUCCUGGCUGCUGCACUUGCUGUUGUAGCUUUUUACUACUUUGGCUCAGAGAGGCAGAACUUCUCCAGCACCACAAAGAGGAUCAAGCACACCCAGGCCAGCCACAACGCCAACAGAAACGAUGCUGACCUAACUGUGGACACCAGGCUCUCACACCCAGUUGGAUCUGAGGAGCAAGGAGAGGAAGAGCGAGAUGAAGGAGGAGAGAGCAAGGGAUUAAGGCCCAGGAAAGGGGACAGCGAUCGCGCUGGUGACCAACGCUACCACGCACUCAUGAUGUUCACCAAGGUGGACAAGAGCCGGAGCCUUCAGGACAAGUUCAGGGUGGCCAUGUUAUCUAUGGUUCAGCACGGACAUUUCAUGGAAGGAGAGGUGUUGGUCCUUCAUUUUGUGAGCGACCAGGCCAGCAAAGAACUGGGAGAGAGGAUGCUGCAGGAGUUUCUACUUGAUGCAACGUUUAAGUAUGAGGUGUUGUUCCAUGACGUGGUGGCUCUCACACAGAAGCUGUUCCCUAUUGUGGAGGCCAUGCAGAAGCACUUCAGCGCUGGCUCUGGGGCUUACUACAGCGACGCCAUCUUCUUCCUCUCUGUUGCCAUGCAUCAUAUCAUGCCUGAAAGUCUGACGCGCAUAGUGCAGCUUGACCUGGACCUGAAAUACAGGACCAACAUCAGGGACCUUUUCCAAGAAUUUGACCAGUUUCCUCCAGAAGCAGUAAUAGGCAUCGCAAGAGAGAUGCAGCCAGUCUACAGACACACUUUUUGGCAGUAUCGUAAAGAGAACCCUCAGACCAGAGUAGGUGAUCCUCCUCCUGACGGCCGCCCAGGCUUCAACAGUGGUGUGAUGUUAUUGGACCUAGGUGCUAUGAGGGACUCAGCUCUCUACAACCAACUGUUGGAGCCUAGCAAUGUGGCCAAACUAGCAGACCAGUAUCGCUUCAGGGGCCACCUGGGGGACCAGGACUUCUUCACCAUGAUCGGCAUGGAGCAUCCUGAACUGUUUUAUUCGCUGGCCUGUGGGUGGAACCGUCAGCUGUGCACCUGGUGGAGGGACCACGGAUACGGAGACGUGUUUCAAAUGUAUUAUCGCUGUGUUGGACGUGUCUAUAUCUACCAUGGGAACUGUAACUCCCCUAUACCAGAUGACUGAUGUAAGCACUGGACUGAUGCUGGAUCUGAAAAGGAGUCUAUGACAUCUACAAUAUAGUUUAAGGGAAAUAUUUGUCCUGCUUUUUGGAAGGGAGAAUUGUGACUAUUAUGUCAGUUGCCGUUGUUGACCAGUGUACUGCCGGUGUAGUCGCAUACUUUGCCCCCUGCUGGUCAAGGGGCUACUGAAAGGCCUGCCCAUAUAAAGUUGCUACAAAUAUGGCAUUUAUCUGUUUUUUUGGUGGGUUGAAAACAACCUUGUGUUGCAAUACAAAAGGAGCUGCAAUAGUUGGACCAUUUUUCUUUAGGUACAAAGAUAACGAAAUUAUUAAAUAUGAUCUAUGGACUUCAGCUUAGUAACAGAUCUAAUAAUUUGAAGGCUUGAGAGUAGAAAUACGCAGUUCACGUUAAACAGUAAUCUACCUAGAAUGUGUUCUUGCCUAUAUUUGACUGGCCAGUGCAGCGCCUUGCUGAAUGAUGUUUCAUUGUGUUGUGAAGAAAGUUUUUGCAUGGGCCCUCUGCAUGGCACCCUGCUGUCUCAAUGCUGGAAUCAUUAAAAUAAAUAGGGGCUAACAUUAAAACAUUACAUAAGAGAGUGGUAGGAGGGGUCAGGGACAUAAUAAUUAACAAUGAUGGCUGUUGCAUUUGCAGUCUAGCUCAGGCCAAACGCAAGUUAAGUGAAGAGGCCGUGCAGACACUGACCCACUUUUGAGUUCUUGCUGUGCUCACUGAACUGCCCUUCGGAUUCAAAGAAAUGUCAACACUCAAUAUUCAUCCGUCAAGAAAUUGUCUGAGGUGAUUCACACUUUGACACACACGUACACACAGUGAGAGUAAAGCAGCUGAAUGUCCUGCACUACCAGUGGAGUCAAAGACAGGCUACUGAAGACACUUAAGAAUAAACAUCCCAAAUCAAUACGAUUUCCUUGAAUUCACCUUGAAGCUCGUCAAUAUUUUGGCUCUUUCAGAACAGUCUUUAGUCUCCAUACCGUUGAAUCAGAGUAAACACUGUUCCCUCAUUGCACUUUACAACUUCAAAACACAUUUUUUAUUUGUAGUUUUUUGGUUGAUUUUCUACUCUUUAGGGAGCAAUUGGUUUCCAUUGCUUCCAGUGCAUUAUAAUGAUGGCAGAGACUAAACAUUUUUUGAGAUUAGUAAUCAUCACAGUGAGCCCUUUAUUUUGUAUUUUUCAUCACUACACAAUUAUGUUGUAAUGCAGUGGGACAUUUUACAGUAAAGUUUACUGGAAAUAUCUUUGUUACUUAAAAUAGGGACAAUCUACAUUUCCUUGAAAGAACUACUCUAUUUUAAUUAAAAUAAAUAUUCAUUAAUUUUAUCAUUGGAAACUUUAUUCUUCGUAACAAUAUAAUUCUUGCCUGUAGACACAUUUUCCAUUUUGCAUAGUCAGCUGAGUUUCUGUUCUCUGACUAAUAGACCCAGCAAUUUAUAGGUAUUAUUUAUUCAAAGAGUACCAAUUAAACACUUUUACUUUUACAAGUGUUAUGUUUUAUGUGUUACUUUUACCCACAAACACUCCUUUGUAUAACAUGGGAUGUUUAAAAUAGCUGGAGAUCGAUUAAAAAAAAUCCAAGAAACGAUCUUUGUAUCAUAUGAAACUAGAAGACCUAAGGAAUCCAUUGGUACCAACUAUAUAUAUUAUGCUAGCUUGUUGGGAAGGAAGGGGGUUAAAAAACCUUCCAAAGUUAGGCUACAUUUUGCUGAGGGAAAAACUGGCAUGGCCAUUUUCAAAGGGGUCCCUCUGUCACCUCAAGAUAUCUGAAUAAAAUGUUACUCAAUACUCACUGACUGUAGAGUCUGAGGAGCUGCACUUCAUUGUGUGUUCAUGUUAAAUAAAAAGUACAUUAAUGUAACUGCUUUGGGGUCAGUUCUUAAUGUAAACAUUGAUAAUUUAAGAAUGCAGCAGGUUAGAGGGAACCUUGUACAAUUGUAGAAUCUCUUUCAUAUCCAAGCUAAAUUGGUAUUGUAACUGAAAUGUUCCUAACCUAUUUAAUAAUGAAUCGAAAAUAAAAUCAAAUUGGGAAUAAAAAAUUCUGCACCUUGUGAAUCGGAAUCAAAUCGAUUCGGAAAAUCAUUAACGAUACCCAGCCCUAGUGUUCAGUGUUGAAGACUGAAGUUGACAUGUUUUUUUCAGUGAAAAAGGCAAAUGUGAACAGUAAAUACAGUAAACUUCCUGUUUUUGUUUUCUUCAGAUGUUUGUCUCUACAUUAUUUAAUAACUUUGAAAUUGUUUCUUUUUGUCUUCAGCUUUCCUAAAUAAAUGAUAUAAGUCCACUCUUUUUUUUACAGUGUUAUUGUUUUAUGUAAACUAAUAUUGCCGACAUAAGUUAUUCUUCGUUGAUGUUUCAGUUAUUAAAGAGCUCACGAGAGACAACCUCUUGUUUGUUGUGUAGGAGGGAGAGAGAGCUGACAACACAUUCUCGUUUCACUUAAGGGUUAUAAUAAGGUGGGCUAGUAGGAAAGCAAUAACCAGAAGAUGGCGAAGUGAUUUGGUGCCUAAAGUGGAAGAAUGGUUUGAUGUAAUGCUAAGCAUUUAUAAUAUGGAAAAGCUAACUGCGUUCAUUAGAUUGGAAGUCGAUAAAUUUAACAAUAUUUGGAAAGGAUGGCUUAAAUAUAUUAGGCAACAUAGAAUGGAUUUUGUUUAUGGACUUGUGGUAAGGUCUGAAUGUGUAUGAAUACCUCUUAAAUGCACUAUGUAGAAGGAUGAAGAAAGCACAUUUACUAUACAAGGAUUGUCACUAAGAGUAACACAUACCACACCCCGGUUCUUAGCUACAAUUUUUUUUUUUCUUUCUUUCUUUGUUUUAUGUUUUAAAAACGAAUGUCACAUCAUUAGGGGCAUU